Messenger RNA from Eucalyptus grandis, 486 nucleotides. RefSeq names its product methanol O-anthraniloyltransferase-like. The transcript has a single exon. The record is from RefSeq and is a predicted model, not a curated record. NCBI's taxonomy places the organism in Eukaryota, Viridiplantae, Streptophyta, Magnoliopsida, Myrtales, Myrtaceae. Bases 1 to 486 code for a protein of 161 amino acids.
AUGGCUUCACUACCACCUUUUUCUCCGGCACAACUAUUUGUGAACCGCCACAAAUUGGAGUUGAUCUCCCCGUCGCGAGCUACGCCACGCGAACUCAAGCUGUUCUCGGACCUGGAUGACCAGGAGGGGCUUCACUUUCAGAUUCCCUUCCUUUUCUUCUACCCCAUUAGCCCCUCAAUAAGAGGCCGAGAAGACCCGGUGAAAGUCAUCAAGGAAGCGCUCAGGAAGGCGCUCAUGUAUUACUACCCGAUGGUAGGGCUUAUCCAUGAAGGGCUGUACUGCAAGCUCAUGGUGGACUGCACUAGCAAGGGGAUCCUGUUCGUUGAGGCUGAUGCUGACGUCAGCCUCGAGGAGCUCGGUGAUUCUGUGAGGCUACUGUGGGCUUCGUGGACGAGGUGCUUUGCAAUGUGGCCGGAUCUGGUGGCAUCAUUUGUCACGCUCCGAUCCUCGGGCACGCACCCAUCCCUCAUCUUGACCAAUUAUUAG